GACAGGAUGGCGCUCAGCUGAUGGUCCCAGUUCAUGGCACAGCUGCAGAAGGGUCUGCAGAAGUCAUCCGGGGUGUCCAACUCUAACAAGACAAGUGAUUUCAGACAGAUGGUGUCCUCCAGAACAGCAGGCGGCGCUAACACUGACAGGUCACUGACAUCUAAAAUCCCAAAGGGCGAAAAGAAGAAGAACGGCGCACUUAAACAAGGACGUAGACCCGCCGCGAUGACAGAGGCAUUGAAUGCGGACAAAGUUAAAUGGUCACUGGACAGUUGUCUGACCAAAUUAGGAUUCGAAGUUUACCCUUUAAAGGUUGGUUGGUAUAACGCUCUGCUCCCUCCUUCCCUGCACCUGGAUUACCCAGACGCCACCUUGGCUGUUGUAGUUCUCAGCACUCCUGACAUGUUUGAACGAGCCUUCCUGCCCUUCUUGGAGAACAGGCUCUUCCAGAGGCUGUCUGACCCCGUGGACCAGUGUGUCAAACACUACAUCACCUGUGCCAUCUCCCAGACUUUCCCAUCACAAAGGGUUGAUGUCAGGUAUGACUAUGAGCUGCUACCCAGUCGGAAGCCCAAGUUCUUAGCCCAGACCGCUGCUCAUGUAUCUGGAGCUGCGUUCUACUACCAACAGUCGGAUGUCAAAGAUCAACCCUGGGGUGACAAGAAAAUGUUUGGAGUGUGUGUGCAUCCUAGGUUGGGUGGAUGGUUUGCCAUCAGAGCCCUGCUGGUGUUUGAAGAUUUGACGAUCGGCUCUGAGAUGGUGCAGCAGUUUCCCAAGGACUGCGUCCCGUCAAGAGAGGAAAGGAUCCGGUUGCUGGAGGCUUUCAAUUUUUGCUGGCAGGACUGGAGCUAUAGAGAUAUCGUCCCUCCAGUACAGACAUACUCCCAGAAACAAAAGGACUACUUCUCCACCAAGCCUGCAGAGCGCUUCAAGCUUCUAAAGACUUGGGGUUUCCUGUUAACCGAGGAAGAUCGGCCUGAUCAGACCUUAGACACGCAGAACCAGACGAACGGACACGGCUGAGCUGCACAUGUGCGAGUUCUCCUCUUUGAGCAGAGCCAACAGAGGCUGAUCAACUGCACUUAAAAACAGACUCUCAUGAAAGGCAUUUUUCAUUAAUUUCAGAAAAUCUUUUAUAUAAGGCUACUAUGUCUGUAAUACUUCUUAAAAAAAGCUCUAAUUUAUUUCAAUAAAAGCAAAUGAAACGCAA
Oryzias latipes (Japanese medaka) is the source of this 1210-nucleotide messenger RNA. RefSeq names its product metabolism of cobalamin associated C (gene mmachc). The record is from RefSeq and is a predicted model, not a curated record. Gene Ontology annotation, cellular component: cytoplasm. Gene Ontology annotation, molecular function: cyanocobalamin reductase (cyanide-eliminating) (NADP+) activity; FAD binding; demethylase activity. Gene Ontology annotation, biological process: cobalamin metabolic process. Lineage: Eukaryota; Metazoa; Chordata; Actinopteri; Beloniformes; Adrianichthyidae.